Molecule: messenger RNA, 1864 nt
Organism: Sphaeramia orbicularis (orbiculate cardinalfish)
Lineage: Eukaryota; Metazoa; Chordata; Actinopteri; Kurtiformes; Apogonidae
Gene: gnb5b
Product: guanine nucleotide binding protein (G protein), beta 5b
Exons: 13
Coding region: 161-1348 (395 amino acids)
Biological process (GO): signal transduction
Molecular function (GO): protein binding
Source: RefSeq, a predicted model, not a curated record
GACGCUUAAACACUGUCUGCUAAGAAGCUUACUGUUCCCUCUCUGACACGGACAAUCCUCUUCACUGGAAAACUCCACAUACGCCUCCACGGACAAGGACCUUCUGAACAGAGGGACGCUGCUGUUCUUCUGAGAGGCGUGUUUUGGAUCUCCUGCAGCCAUGUGUGAUCAGACGUUCGUGGCGGCCACUUUUGGGCCUUGUGACAACUGUGGAAAGGCCAGCCCACUGAUGAACAUCUACAUCAAGAAUGAGCCCAUCAACUACUGCUCCUUCUGUAUGGAAGUGAUGGCCUGUCAGGGGCUCCUGUCGGGGGAGUCCGUGGCGUCGCUGAAGCUGGAGAGUGAAGCCCUGAAGCGGAGGCUGGAGGAGGAGAGGGGGAAGCUCAACGAUGUGGAGUUGCACCAGGUGGCUGAAAAGGUAGAGGUGGUGGGUACUCUCUCCAUAAAGCCCAGACGUGUGCUCAAGGGUCAUGGAAACAAGGUGCUGUGUAUGGACUGGUGUAAAGACAAACGCCGACUGGUCAGCUCCUCACAGGAUGGAAAAGUGAUUGUUUGGGACGGAUUCACUCUUAAUAAGGAACAUGGAGUAUCUUUGCCAUGUACAUGGGUUUUGGCUUGCGCUUAUGCACCCUCAGGCUGUGCUAUUGCUUGUGGUGGACUAGAUAACAAAUGCUCGGUGUUCCCACUGUCACUGGACAAAAAUGAGAACCUGAAUGCGAAGAAGAAGGUGGUUGCCAUGCACACCAACUACCUCUCAGCAUGCACCUUCACCAACUCUGACAUGCAGCUCCUGACCUCCAGUGGUGACGGCACAUGUGCAUUGUGGGACGUGGAGAGCGGGCAGCUGCUUCAGAGUUUCCAUGGUCACACAGCUGAUGUGUUGUCUCUGGACCUCGCCCCGUCUGAGACUGGAAACACUUUUGUCUCUGGGGGCUGUGAUAAGAAGGCCAACGUGUGGGACAUGCGCUCUGGACAGAACAUUCAGUCAUUUGAGAGCCACAUCUCUGACAUUAACUGUGUGAAGUAUUACCCCAGUGGAGAUGCAUUUGCUUCAGCAUCGGACGAUGCCACAUGCCGUUUCUAUGAUCUGCGAGCUGACCGUGAGGUGGCCGUCUACCAGAAGGACAGCAUUGUAUUCGGUGCUUCUACCGUGGACUUCUCCCUCAGUGGCCGCUUGCUGUUCGCCGGCUACAAUGACUACACCAUUAAUGUGUGGGACGUUUUGAAAGGAAACAGAAUCACCACGCUGUAUGGUCAUGAGAAUCGCAUCAGCAGAGUGAGAGUGUCCCCUGACGGCACGGCGAUGUGCUCAGCCUCCUGGGACUACACUUUGCGGAUCUGGGCCUAGAGUUUCUACCAGACAGCAGACGGCACCAGCAUUAGGCUAUGUGAUUACUGAAGCUGCAAACCCCUCCCAGAAACCAACACAACUGAAGGAGUGUGUUCAUGCAAAGCUUUCAGACAAAUACGCAGAAGCACAAAAACCUAUCUCUCCAAUGAGAUUAUAUCAGUAUAUGGUAACUGUAGGAUGCAUAUGAAUUUUACAGACAUUUCAGGUUUGUAUUUGUAAUCGAUUUUUAGCAUGACACCUAAUACAUGAUUUAAUUAUUAUUUUAUUUUAAAUGCCCUGUAGGAGGCAGACAUAUUUUUCUGAAUUGCCAUGUAAAGCUAAAGCCAAUGUAAAUGAUUGUCUUGUACAUUUUGUAUCAGUUCCCUCUCACUUCUUUUUCAGGUACUUUACAUGCAGAUGUAGUUAUUAAGGUUAACUUUUAAUCUAACUACGUUUUCUUGUUUCAAAGUAAACAGUUAAACAGUUUAGUAAAAACAAAAAGCUUGAGCUAAAGAAUAAAUAAUAUUUGAAGUA